This is a messenger RNA of Geosmithia morbida, 747 nucleotides long. RefSeq lists its product as uncharacterized. Bases 1 to 747 code for a protein of 248 amino acids. The transcript is spliced from 2 exons. Lineage: Eukaryota; Fungi; Ascomycota; Sordariomycetes; Hypocreales; Bionectriaceae. The record is from RefSeq and is a predicted model, not a curated record.
AUGACUCCCGUCCAGAAGUACAUGCUCCCCAUCAUGGCGGCCGUUGCGGCCGUCCAUGCCGCCGACAUUGGCAGCGCCCUCCCCGAUUGUGCCGUCGACUGCGUCAACACGGCCGUUGAUGAGAACUCAACCUGCAAUGCCUCUGACAAUACCUGCAUCUGCGCCGACAAGUACUCGCUCAAGCUCCACAGCCAGACUUGCAUGAAGGAGAACUGCUCCGACGCCGACUAUGGCACCGCCAUGCUCGCAUACGACACCUUCUGCAACUCUCUCGGCGGCGGUGGCGGCGAGUCCUCCACCACCGAGAAGGCCGCUCCGUCUAUCACUUCCACCACCUCGGCUGAGACCAGCGAGACGACCUCGCAGGAAGCUGCUCCCUCUACUGCCGACAGGGCCUCUGCGACUACUACGACCUCGUCCACUGACGAGCCCAGGAUGUCCGUCCCGGAGGGUACCACCUACCACAUCACCAACUCUAAGUCGUCCACUGAGACACCCGAGCCUACGUCCGGCACUCCCUCGGGAACUCCCUCUGCCACGACGGCCACCACCACUGGCUCGGACGGAGCUCCCACAACCAUCACCUCGACCACCGCUGCCAACCCCAGCGACAGCCCCUCCAGCUCCGGAACUGAGGAGCCUUCCACAUCCCCCUCUGACCCUCCGGAUGGUGUUGGCUCCCGUCUUGGUGUCAGCAUUGCUGCUGCCAUUGGUGGUCUCAUGGCUGUCGCCUAUGUCACUCUGUAA